AUGGCUGACUACUUUGCUAGGGCAAUGUUUAACGUGCCUGUUGGCCUUCAAACUGCUUUGUGCUUGGAUGAACUUGCCAAAAUUGUUGAGUGUAAGAAGAAUGACCAAUUAGUGCAACCAGUUUUUUAUAACAUAGAUCCAUCAGAAGUUCGUAAUCAAAAAGGAAAGUUUGGAGAUGCAUUGUCUAAACAUGAAGAAAAAUUAAAAGAUAACAAGAAGGUGCAAAGCUGGAGGGAAGCUUUACAUGAAGCUGCCAAUAUAUCUGGUUGGCAUUAUAAGCAUGAGUAUGUUCCUAUAUUUAAUGACUACUUUUAUGCACUUAACAGCUGUAUUGAAUUUGAAUUUAUCCAAGUAAUUGUUGAAGAGAUAUCAAAUUCUAAAUUAAAUCGGAUGCCAUUAUUUGUUGCUAAAUGUCCAGUUGGAAUAAAUUCUCGCGUAGAGACCAUAAUAUUGCAAUUAGAUAUUGGGUCAAAUGAUGUUCGUAUGUUAGGUAUGUAUGGCCCUAGUGGAAUGGGUAAAACAACCAUUGCAAAAGUUGUUUAUAACAAAAAUUUUUACUGUUUCAAAAGAAGCUAUUUUUUGGAAAAUGUUAGAGACAAGUUAAGGACAUUUGAUGGCAUCAUCCAACUACAAGAGACACUUCUUUGUGAGACCCUAGGGAAUAGACAACUGAAGGUGUGCAGUGAAUCGAAAGGAACCAUUGCGAUAGAGAACCUACUUGGCAAUAAAAGAAUUCUUCUAAUUCUUGAUGAUGUGGAUAAAUCAGACCAAAUAGAAAGAUUGAUUGGAGGAUGUGAUUGGUUUGCUUCUGGAAGUUGA
Quercus robur (English oak) is the source of this 819-nucleotide messenger RNA. Its product is annotated as disease resistance protein RUN1-like. Gene Ontology annotation, molecular function: ADP binding. Gene Ontology annotation, biological process: signal transduction; defense response. NCBI's taxonomy places the organism in Eukaryota, Viridiplantae, Streptophyta, Magnoliopsida, Fagales, Fagaceae. The record is from RefSeq and is a predicted model, not a curated record. Bases 1 to 819 code for a protein of 272 amino acids. The transcript has 3 exons.